AUGCCGUCAGUUAAAACAGAUCAGAAGCGAAAGCGCUCCACAGGCAAUGACCGUCCGAGCAAGAAGCCCGCUCUUCAAUCGCUGCCCCCGCUGGCUGCCAGCGUUAUUGAAGAUAAGAGCGAGCUGGCACCAGUGAUUGCCAACACUCCCGGUCUCUCAAGCGCGAAUAACCUCACAUGGAACCCAUACAUCAAAAGCCGCACCAAUGUCCCCAAAUCUGCGGCAGCAAACCGGAACCCGAGCAUUGUCUCGUCAGAAAUUCUGCUGCAGUCCUCAGACCAUGCUAAGAUGGACUUCGUCGGCCGUGAAGGCACAGGAGACGACGCCGACUCACAAUUGAAGCACUACGUCGCAAUCGUUGACCCAGAGAACAACACAUGGAAAAUGGUGGAGGUGCGACGGGCAACACUGCGAGGAGCAGUGCGAAGCCGUAAGGUUGAACCAGACUCUGAAGACGAAAUGGUAAAUUCAAUCUCUAGGAACCUCAUCUAUAAACAGAAGACUGACAAGCAACAGACCAUGCGUGCCCAGCGUACAGCUCUCACCAACACCUUCGGCACAAAACAGUCUCGCAAGGCCGUGCAAUCCAUGGCCGAAAACGCCCAGCUCUCCAACGCCCCCGUCGGCACCGUCUCCCAAGCAGGCGCAGCCCUCCUCGCCUCAAUGCCGACAAACACCACCUCCGGCAGAGCAAAGGAAACCGCCGUACAAGCAGAAGUACAAGCAGCCAAGCCCCUCCCAACCCCCAACCUCACUGCCUCGCACCCCUCGGACGUGUACACAAUCGAAUCCCUCGUACCAGGCAGCCACGCAACGCUCAGCGCGCUCAACGGCGUCGAAGAAUGGAAGUCCCAAGUGGAAGCCGGUCUAGGCGUGACGACGGUCUCGCGCUACGUCUCGAACCGCGUCGGCCCAGUCGUCCACUCCGACAACAUCACCCACCUCCAAGUCCUGCGCUUCAUCCAGCUGCUCAUCGAAUUCGGCCGCUCGCUGAAAAGCAUGGGCGCCAACGCCCGCGGCGGCGGACCAGGCUCCAAACGUCUUCCUCCCCGCGAGGACCUGCGCCGCAUCCUCUCCAACACAACCGGCUCAAGCUCAACCGGCAAGGCCGCCGUUGCCGAGACCAACUCUGCAGACCUCCUGCCGGAGUCUGUAGUCGACGCCGUGCGCCGCCGCUUCGCGCCCAACGGCGGCUUCGUCUCCAAGCUCGACUUCACCCUCCUGCAGACCACCAUCUGUGCAUUGUCACUGCAUAUCCCGCCUCAGCCUGCGCGGGACGGCGGAUCCAGCUCGCUGGGCGGUAAUGCGCCCAAUGAGCUUGCGACCGAUCCUUCGGAUCUGCGUGAUGAUCUGCGUCUGGACCCGACUACCAUCACGCACUACUUCAAGGAGCUGGGUUGUCGCGUGGACAAGCCGCGGGAGACGGAGUUCGCCAAGUGGAAUAUCAAGGGUGGGCGGGCUGAGGCUAAUGCUCGUCGCGUUGCGAGACUUCGUAUUCCGGUUGAGUUCCCUAAGGUUAGCCGUGGUGGGCGUAGGUAG
This is a messenger RNA of Penicillium soppii, 1539 nucleotides long. Its product is annotated as DNA-directed RNA polymerase I subunit RPA49. Bases 1 to 1539 code for a protein of 512 amino acids. The record is from RefSeq and is a predicted model, not a curated record. Gene Ontology annotation, cellular component: RNA polymerase I complex. The transcript has 2 exons. Gene Ontology annotation, biological process: RNA polymerase I preinitiation complex assembly; nucleolar large rRNA transcription by RNA polymerase I; transcription elongation by RNA polymerase I. Gene Ontology annotation, molecular function: DNA binding. NCBI's taxonomy places the organism in Eukaryota, Fungi, Ascomycota, Eurotiomycetes, Eurotiales, Aspergillaceae.